Chenopodium quinoa (quinoa) is the source of this 1608-nucleotide messenger RNA. RefSeq lists its product as uncharacterized. NCBI's taxonomy places the organism in Eukaryota, Viridiplantae, Streptophyta, Magnoliopsida, Caryophyllales, Amaranthaceae. Bases 241 to 1230 code for a protein of 329 amino acids. The transcript is spliced from 2 exons. The record is from RefSeq and is a predicted model, not a curated record.
GACACCAUCACCCCUAUGAUUGACAUAAUAUGUUGAACAUUACGAGUGAACCACACUCAUCCAAUCGUAUUUUCAAGUUUACAGUGUUGUUUGAUCUAUAAAAGUGCCUCGAGACCAAACCACGUCAAUUCAUCAAACCGAACCGCGAACCCCUCUAGAUUUGAGUCAUCCCCUAUCGAAUAGAACAUCACAAGAACUCCCUCCCAACACUCGAAAAAAACCCAGAACCCAGAAACAAAAAUGGGGCUACUCUCAUCAUCUUCAUCUUCAACCUCACAUCAAAAAGGGGUUGUAAUCACAGUACCAGUCCUAGUUCUUGCUCUUUCUACUGCCGCCAUUUUUCUCUUCUUCUUGCUUUCUUCUCUCUCUUCCACUUGCUCUUGCCCUUCUUCCCCUGCUAUCACCGAAACAUUUCCCGAAUCUUCUGGAAAAUCCGUGGAAAGGGUUUCGACAUCAAUGGAAGAUAUUGAUUGGGUUCGAGAUCAGAUCCGAAUUAAUGGAUUGCAUAUGAAGGAUAAUGUUUUGCGUAAAGGGAUUAAUCCUCGUACUAGGGUUCAACAGCUUGAAGAUCUCCGACAGUACAAGGGUAUAUCUCAUUAUGAAGGGGAUGAGGCCAACAACCACACUGCUCUACCCUGCCCUGGUGAGCUCCUCGUUGAAGAGCAUCAUAGUAACUAUGGUGAACCAUGGGCUGGGGGAAGAGAUGUGUUUGAAUUCCUUGCGGAGUCUGCUCACCUUAGCCCUGAUGCUCAGGUUCUUGAAAUUGGAUGUGGGACACUUCGAGUGGGAUUGCACUUCAUUCGGUACUUGAAACCUGAACACUUUCACUGUCUUGAGAGAGACGAGUUAUCUCUUAUGGCGGCUUUUAGAUAUGAGCUUCCAUCUCAGGGUCUGUUGCACAAGCGCCCUAUUAUUGUAAAAGGUGAAGACAUGGAUUUUAGCAGAUUUGGAUCUGAGGUUACAUAUGAUCUGAUAUAUGCUAGUGCAGUUUUCCUGCAUAUGCCUGAUAAACUUGUUUGGGUUGGGUUGGAACGAUUAGCAUCUAAAUUAAAGCCAGAUGGCCGAAUUUUUGUCUCCCACAACGUAAAAUUCUGUUCUCGUUUAGGUGGAGAUGAGUGUACAAAGAGACUUUCAAGCUUAGGGCUCGAGUAUGUGGGAAAGCACACACAUGAUAGUCUGCUUUUCAAUCAUUAUGAAAUUUGGUUUGAGUUUCGGCGAGUGAAAGCUUAAAUAGUUUGAUAGGCAAAAUCACAAAAGCUUAUAGCGUAUGGUACUUUUUGUCAUCUGAUUGGAAAAUGAGGUCCUUUGGGGUUCUGGUGUAUUUAAGUAUAUUAUUGAAAUCUGGGGGAUCCAUAAAAAUGACAGGAUGCUCUCUGUGCAUUAUCUCGUGAAGAUAUGUACUUUAAGCUGACUAGCAACUCUCCAAACACAAGGAGCUAGUUUUUUCUCUUUCGGUGCUGCACCUUGUUUUCAGAAUAAGAACUGGAAAUUCUGGUGGCUGUGCAGUAAUUUUCAUUUUUCACUUACUGUAAGUUAUGUGUAAUUUUUUGUAGAUUGUACAAUUAAUUUAAACAAAUAUUUGAUUCAUAUAUUGAAAUUUGAUUUUCA